AGGCUGCCAUGGAUGUGCACCUCGAUACCCUUGAGGGUCAGGAGAGCGCAAGCAACAGCAGCAAGGGAAGCAGCAACACAGGAGACAAGCAAGAUGUUGCUAUGAGGACAGAUUCCUCAAAAAUGACUGAUGUGGAGCCCGUGGUCAACAAUUUUGCAUCUUCCGCAAGGACAGGCCGCCGGAAUGCUGUACCAGACAUCCAGGGCUCAGCUGCGACAGGCGGAAGCUCAGAGCUGCCCCUCAAAUUGGAGGCCCUCUCUAUGAAGGAAGAUGUGAAAAAGAAAGAUGAAGAAACAACACAAGAUGAAUUGGAAAAGCCCAAAAAUGAAGAAAAAUGAAGGCUUAUAACCUAUCAAGAGUGCUGAAUUUCUGCACAUUGGAAGACCUGGUGGCUCUGCUUUCCUGAGAUGUUUGACUUAUUAGCAACUAUGGUAACACUGCAGCCCUCAGCAACAUGUGUGUGUUAGAUCAUUUUGUUGUGAUGCUACUCAGUUGGAUUGCAACCAUGAUGUCCAACGUAGGUUAUUAAAAGGCAGACCACUUGCAAAUUGCACCCAAAGAAAAGGUUAAGAAUGUAUGGUCACUUAAAUACAUAUCAUUGUCUAUAAACCCUACAAAAUACACUGUUCUCUUUUGGAUUUAUUUAGCCAGAUGUAUUUUUAAUUCCAUUUUUAUGAUAACGAGUAAACCAUUUCUUGGUAAAUAUAAACCAAACACCAUUAAUUUAUAACUUUAUGGAGUAUGUGGGGAAUUAUGGUUUUUGGUGAAAAGGUAUAAUAGAAAAGUCAAGAACACGUGGAUAGAGUGUAGUUGUGUCAUCUUGGGCAAUUUACAUCAUGUCUCUAAGUUUCAGUUUUUAACCCAAAGUACACCAUUUUUUCCCCCAAACCCUAAGAAGAUUUGGAAAAAUAGUAAACGUGUGACAACCUAAACAGAUCUAGGAUGUUUUUGUCUGAUAUAUUUUGCUUCUAGUCUAUGCAUACUGUGAUUUUUCAUGUGGACUCUUAAAAUGCAAAAUUUGCAACAAAUUGUUUGUGGAAACAUGCCUAUUAAAUGAAUUUCACUAUCCUCCUUAA
Diceros bicornis minor is the source of this 1076-nucleotide messenger RNA. RefSeq names its product cAMP-dependent protein kinase inhibitor beta (gene PKIB). Bases 9 to 338 code for a protein of 109 amino acids. Lineage: Eukaryota; Metazoa; Chordata; Mammalia; Perissodactyla; Rhinocerotidae. The record is from RefSeq and is a predicted model, not a curated record. The transcript has 3 exons. Gene Ontology annotation, biological process: negative regulation of cAMP-dependent protein kinase activity. Gene Ontology annotation, molecular function: cAMP-dependent protein kinase inhibitor activity. Gene Ontology annotation, cellular component: nucleus; cytoplasm.